UUAUGGAUUGAGAAGCCCAUACUUUGAAGUGGCCCAAAUGGCAUACAGCAUAUGAUAUAAAGCUGCCACCUUCUGCACUCCAUUCUGCUUUCCACUGCAAGCUUUCCUUCAAUUCUCUGGUAAAGUUUCUUGGAUGCCAUGGGGCUCUUCAGAAGUAAUAUGCCAACGUGCCCGGCUGAUCAACAUUGCUCACAAUGGGCUAGAACUUACAUGAAGUAUUGUCUUUGCACCCGAAGGGAUUGGAUAUCGCUGAUACUGGGAAUAGUUAGCGUUAUCAGUUGGGGUGUUGCGGAGGUACCUCAGAUCAUCACGAAUUACAAAGAUAAAUCUUCUGAAGGUCUUGCUAUAGGCUUCCUUUUCACAUGGAUACUCGGAGAUCUUAUGAAUGUGCUUGGUUGCUUGCUAGAACCAGCCACGCUUCCAACACAGUACUAUACGGCAGUGUGGCACUAUUCACUGGAUGUACUUGGUGACUACGUUAGCUCUUGCCGCUCCUACGGCUACUUUUCUCACGGGGCAUCUAAGAGACAACUCAAUAAGAUCGAGUCGGUAGACAAGAAAAGAAAAUGCAGCCAUGAGAGUAAACAACCGGUGAAUGAUGACAACCUUGAAGAAUCAACGGUCCCUAUGCUAUCGAAAUUCACUCCGAGUGUGCAAAUUCCAUCUCCUGAUGACAAUUCUACCCUUGAAAGAGUAUACUACAGUUCUGCUAGAUCUUUAUCUAGUCACACUCCUACUGUGAGUUUCUUUCACUCACAAAGAACAAAUGCCAAUAAACACGAUCAGGAUACGGUUCAAGAACCGUUGCUUGAUGGGCAUGUGUCGAGACAAUCACCGCCUGCUUCAGAAACCAAGACUAUGUUAUGUGUGGUUUUUACCGCAACAAUAUUUCUCUGCAUAUGCAAUCUCCAACUUGAAAGAAACAGUUAUCUCAAUUUAGAUUCGGUGAAAUCACACAACGGAGCUGUCAUGCAUGUGGGAAGAAGGCUGUUACAGGUAAGUGGCAGUUUACUGGAAGGUAACAAAGGCACGAGUAUCGGCAUUGGAACCUACCUUGGUUGGGGAAUGGCAGCUAUCUACAUGGGCGGACGCCUGCCACAAAUUUUCUUAAAUAUCAAAAGGGGAAAUGUCCAGGGUCUGAAUCCACUAAUGUUCAUUUUUGCCCUUGUUGGAAACUCUACUUAUGUAGCAAGCAUACUUGUGAGCAGCAUGGAGUGGUCAAAAGUACAACCAAAUCUUCCAUGGGUGGUGGAAGCAAGUGGGUGCGUAAUGCUUGAUACUUUCAUUCUAAUCCAGUUUAUCUAUCUCCGUGGUAACAAAAACAAACGUCUUGACACCAAACGCAGAGACUUGGAUCCAUGAUUGGUGGUACCGAAACAUGUAUGUGAAAACCGGAUUUGAGGUACUACAUGGGAUUAUAUGGGUACAUUUGUUUGCUUGUUUAUCUUGGGAUUUUUUGUCUAAAAUAUACACUAAUUUUUUUUUUCAAAGGGUGCGGCCGCCCCCCUUGCCCAAAGGGUAGGUCCGCCCCUGAUGGGAAGACGUCACAUCAUUAGACCAUUAGAUCAUGGGUAUCUAAAUAUUACAUAAUCUUGUUCUUGCAAAGAUGUGAAUUCACAUCAUUUUUGUAGGGAGCAAUUAACCAUACCGCUAAAUCACUGGUUCAUGGUAUUUUUUUUUAGUUUUAGUACAUUUGUGUAACUGAACUUAAAAAUUUAAACUCAAUCUUGUUGAAAAGUUUUUAUAUGAAAGUGGAAGUAGGACCUUUCACUUAUUUUAUUUUGAGUAAAGUUCUAUUUUGGUCCCUAUCGUUUGGUCCAAAUAUUUACUUCGCUCUAAUAGUUUUAAACUUUUAAUUCAACAUUUUGGCUCUUUGUGGUUACCCAUCUUUUCCCUUACAUUCACACCCUCUAAAUUGUUUUCUUUUUAUCAAGAGCAAACAAGUCUUUUUGUGUAGGGCAAUUUUGUUUUUUUUUCUUUCAAGUUCAUAAACCCUAAAGCCUUUCAAAUUUCAUAUCUUUAGAGAUUUUUAGGGUCAUAACAAGAGGAAAUGCAAGAGUCAAGAAAAAAGGUCAGAGGUUGUUUAGUGUGUCCAUAUGUGAGGGGUUUUUAUGUGAUCUCUUCAAGUAACAGACAAUGUAUUGCUUUAAUUUUAUGUU
Molecule: messenger RNA, 2159 nt
Organism: Helianthus annuus (common sunflower)
Lineage: Eukaryota; Viridiplantae; Streptophyta; Magnoliopsida; Asterales; Asteraceae
Exons: 13
Coding region: 139-1362 (407 amino acids)
Source: RefSeq, a predicted model, not a curated record